Durusdinium trenchii is the source of this 1228-nucleotide messenger RNA. NCBI's taxonomy places the organism in Eukaryota, Dinophyceae, Suessiales, Symbiodiniaceae. The record is from the annotation of a GenBank genome assembly.
AGUUCGGCAUGUCGUGGUCUUUGACACCAGGAGAUUGUGCUUUCGUUGGCAUCUAUGGCGAGAAGGAUGAUUUCGCCAUCCUCUUGAUGGAGGAUGCAGAUGCUCAGCAAAUCUCGUUGACAGACGGGAAUUUCAAGGACAAGGACUUUGAAUCCAGCGAGCGAGCCCGAGCAAAGGAUCACGCGAAAGAUGCUGUCAAGGGAACUGUGUUGAGGAAGUCGGACUUUGAGACGGAAAAUGGCUGGUCCUUCGCGGCUCCUUUGGCCCUCACGGUUUACAAGGGAAGCCCAUCAUCCCCCACCCCCUUGUGCGGCGUCAGCUUGGAUGGGAAGGCAGGCAAGGUGAUGGUUCGCAGGCUGGAUGAUGAGAUUGCCGCCUUGAAUCUUGGUGAGACCGAAACUGCUCAAUAUGCUGGGCCAAUGGUCGGCAGCAAGGAAGAGCUUUUGGACGGCAUCAGCAACCCCAUGAACUGGCUGCGAGACGCUGGAGCUCGCAAACUCUCCGGCUUUAGCAUCGCCAGCGUGAACAGCACCACCAUGACCUCGACCACCUCGGAGGGCAGCAGCACUGAGACCGAGACCACCAGUGACAUGGAAACCACCGAGGGAGGGGGAGACGAUGAUGCUGCAGUGCAUGCCACUGCUUGCGGCUUGGUCCUUGCCUUGGCUUUGGUGAUGUAAGAGACAUUUCUCGAACUCAUCGCCAGACAGGAGCAGCCCGGAGCAGCCUGGCCUCUUGGGUAGGAGCUAAGUUUUCCAGGACCCCUUCUACGUCGCUUCUGAGGCACUACAAUACGCAAGCCUGCCAGGGUAGUGAUGACUGAUGACACCCAGAAGAGCAGCCUGAAGACUCACAGAGUUUGAGACUAUCUGAGACAAACAAGAUGUUCAAUAUGUGUCAUAGCACUGAGUGCAGUCUGGAAUUGAUUGUUUGAGAGUCAGUCUUUUUCAAGCUCUGUGAGUCAUUGUGAGUCCCUUUUUUCGGGAUGGUUGGCAGAUUGGCAGCUUUAUUGGUUUGAUACAUUCCUUCACCUUACACGGUUGUCUUAGAGUCUAGAUUUUCCUCAAAGGACACAGUCCUGGAGCUGCAAAGGCCAAAUUCCCAUGCACGACGAGAACUUGUGAACUUGUGAGAGACUGCAAUGGAGAAGACCUUCAAAGAAGGUUUUGAAGCAGCUUGGAUUUUGCUGGUGAAAAGGAAUUCUGCUAGAUCAAUCCUCCCUGCCGAA